AUGGUGCGUGUCUUUCUCGCCUCGUCUCUCAGUCUCGCGCUCGCCCAUGCGCUCGACACGACAGCACCACCCACUAACGCGACGGCGACGACUGACCUCGACGAUGCCUCUGUGCUCAAGCAGUUCCAAGCGUGGCAGGCCUCCCCCGCCGGCCAGUUUGCUCGCAAGCAAGGCCUUCUGGAGAGUGCGGAGGCCGGUCCCGACCCGGUUCGGCUCGCCGCGUUCAAGGAGACGCUCAUCACGAUUGCGGAGCUCAACCAAAAGCACACGAGCGCGACCUUCUCGGCCGACAACCCGUUUGCUGCGAUGACCAACGACGAGUUCGCCACCUAUAUCAAGCGCGCUGGCGCCGACGUCCAAGCUACGGCGGACCCAUCGCGCCUCGAGACAUCGACCGCAACCGACUCGAUGGACUGGGCACCGUCUGGGUGCGUCGCGCCUGUGAAGGACCAAGGUGUGUGCGGCUCGUGCUACGCCCACGCAGCGGUCGCGGCCGUCGAAAGCGCCAUGUGCCUCUUGAGCAACCCGCGCAAACUCGUAACGUACUCGGACCAACAGCUCACGAGCUGCGGUCCCGGCGGCUGCACCGGUGGCCUCUCGUUGCGCUCGCUCAACUGGAUGCUGGCGAAUGGCGUGUGCACGCAAGACGCGUACCCAUACAGCAACCAAUUUACUUCGGUCACGGAGACGUGCAAGACGACGUGCAGUCCCGUGAAGCUACCGUUCACAGCGCUUGGCAAGUCGGUCGGUGAGAAGGAGCUCGAGACCAACCUGCGACGGCAACCCGUCGCGGCGACGAUGGCCGCGUCCAGCGCCGUCUUCAAGAACUACCAAAGCGGCAUCAUCACGUCCGGCUGCGACACGGAGAUCGACCACAUGGUCCUCGCCGUCGGCUACGGCAUCGACGCUGGUCUCCCGUUCUUCAAGUUCAAGAACUCGUGGGGCACGUCCUGGGGCGAGCAGGGCUACUUCCGGCUACAGCGCGGCGUUGGCGGCGUUGGUACGUGCGGGCUAGCGACCGGCGGUGACUUUCCGCAGAUUGCGCCGCCGACAUUCGGCUUGGCGACUGCACGCGGUGCUUUUUGGACGAUCGACAGCGCCCGGCAGCGCAUCAAGCACCGGACGCACCCCAACUUGUGCCUCGAUGUCGACCCAACGCAGAACAACAAGGUGCAGGUGUGGAGCUGCUACGACAACGCGCCCAACCAGCGCAUCGCGAUUACCGAAGAAAAGGUCAGACUCAACGCGUUCAACGGCCGGUACCUUGUCAGCGGCCAAGGCAUUUUGCAGUUUGUGCAGAUCUGGGGUGUCCCCUUCGAGUGGGUCGUCAACAACGUCGACAUGACGUGGCGUGCGCGCUCGGACGGCGGCGGCGACAAGUGCUUGGACGCAUACGAAGCCCGGAACGGCGGCACCGUGCACUUGUGGCCUUGCGACUCGAACAAUGCCAACCAAAAGUGGCGCUUCGACGCGGCGACCGGCCAGCUUCGCCACGCGACGCACACUGGUUUUUGCCUCGAUAUGGCGACGACCACCGGUGCGAAGCCGCAACUCUGGACGUGCAACACGCCCACCAACGACUUGCAAAAGUUCACCUACGAGUCGCUCAGCUUCCCGCAGUAAAAAUGUCCUCUUUAUUCUUGAAGCCGAGAACGUUAUUCUCCAUCCAUACGAUUUGCACUCAGAAAAUAUACACAAAAUAUAUCAAUCAUUGCUGUA
Molecule: messenger RNA, 1719 nt
Organism: Saprolegnia diclina VS20
Lineage: Eukaryota; Oomycota; Saprolegniomycetes; Saprolegniales; Saprolegniaceae
Exons: 2
Coding region: 1-1623 (540 amino acids)
Cellular component (GO): lysosome
Molecular function (GO): cysteine-type endopeptidase activity
Source: RefSeq, a predicted model, not a curated record